This is a messenger RNA of Encephalitozoon intestinalis ATCC 50506, 630 nucleotides long. RefSeq lists its product as uncharacterized. Lineage: Eukaryota; Fungi; Microsporidia; Unikaryonidae. Bases 1 to 630 code for a protein of 209 amino acids. The record is from RefSeq and is a predicted model, not a curated record. The transcript has a single exon. Gene Ontology annotation, cellular component: nuclear membrane; nuclear envelope. Gene Ontology annotation, biological process: lipid homeostasis; nuclear envelope organization.
AUGGGAGGAGAGACGCCUAUGGAUGUGGAGCAUGAGUUUAACUGGAAGUGUUCAAGCAAACAGAGGACUCCAAAGUGCUCGCAUUUGUCGCCACUGAAGAAACGUAAGAUCGACGUCUCUAUUGCUGGAGAAGACCAUACUCAGAUUGUCAAGCUCUCAAGUAUUGGAAGAAAGGCGGUUCUGAAGAGGAUAAGAUGGCCUUCUACUUCGAGUAUUGGGCAGCUGCCUAUGGUGGCAAUAGGAUACCUCCAUCUGGCAUUGAAUUUGGUUAUGAUAGGAUUUGUGUGCUACAUUGUUCUAUACAUGUUGAUAGGAUUACAAAGAGACAUAAGGUAUAAGAUAACCAACAGAAGGACACAGAUAAAGCAUCAGAUAGAGGAGGCAAGAGAGGCCUACCGAAUUAAUAGAUGCGACCCAGCCACAAGAGUGCCAGCAAUAGAAGAGUUGUGCAACAAAUGGGAAUGUGUGAUCAAGAAUGGAUACGGAUCGGUGGGGUACACCCGAAUCAUAGCUGAGGUUUUUGGAGACGUCAUAGACGGAUUUGUCAGAAAGUUUUCUGUAAGGAGCUCUCUGACAAUAGGAUUUUUCUUCAUUCUUUUUCUUAUGUUCAGAAGAGCGGCAAAGUCCUAG